AUGGAGAAUGCUCACAGGAGACUCACUAUGGGAAAAUGGAUUCACAAGAAUCUUUUAAAAAGGAGGAGUUUUUGGGAAGUUAAGGGUCAUACUCAAAUGGGUUCUUGGAUGUGGAGGAAGAUGCUUAAGUUGAGAGAGGUAGCUAAAAAUUUCUAUAGGAUGGAGAUUGGAAAUGGAAGACACAUCUCGUUUUGGUACGAUAAGUGGUCUGAUAAGGGUAUUAUAGCGGAGGUUUUGGGUGAUAGAGGGAUGAUUGGUUUGGGAAUAAGGAAAGAAGCUACGCUAGCAGAGGCUGCGUUGAGGUUCAGAGGUAAAAGGAAGCACCGGCUAGAAGUUCUGAAUGAGUUGGAGAGGAGUUUAGACACUGUGAGAAGUUUGAUCUGUAAUGAAAGUGAAGACAUAAGUACAUGGAGAGGUAAAAUGGGUUACAAACCAAACUUUUCAACUCGUGAGACUUGGGACAAAUUACGAGAGUUAUGGAGGUAUCUAGUUGGUGGGAUUCUUGACAGUUCUUAUACGGAUGGUUGGACUGAGAUAGUGCAGAAGACGUCGGGUAGUACACUGGAUAAGAAGAGUUUAUUUUGCUUGAGGUAUGCAUUACAGACUGCUACUUAUGCAAUUUGGCGAGAGAGAAACAGAGUGAAGCAUGGGGAGAGGCUAAUGCCAUUGGACAUUCUGAAAAAGAUCACUGAAAAAGGGAUCAGAAACAAGCUUAGUUUGAUUAGAAUGAAGGGCGGGAGAGGUAUGGAGAAUGCUCUCCAAUAUUGGUUCCAAACAAGAGGAGUGUAG
This is a messenger RNA of Brassica napus (rape), 789 nucleotides long. RefSeq lists its product as uncharacterized. NCBI's taxonomy places the organism in Eukaryota, Viridiplantae, Streptophyta, Magnoliopsida, Brassicales, Brassicaceae. The transcript has 2 exons. Bases 1 to 789 code for a protein of 262 amino acids. The record is from RefSeq and is a predicted model, not a curated record.